This is a messenger RNA of Iphiclides podalirius (scarce swallowtail), 1170 nucleotides long. NCBI's taxonomy places the organism in Eukaryota, Metazoa, Arthropoda, Insecta, Lepidoptera, Papilionidae. The record is from the annotation of a GenBank genome assembly.
AUGGCCGCGAACGGCGUGGAACUGUUUCUGAGCCGUCCCCGAAAAGUUCUAAGGGCCCUGGGAAUAUGGUACCCUUCGAACAGUCCGUCGCCUCUGCAACUCCUGUACACGACACUGAUAGUGCUGACUCAGUACGCUUUCAUACUGUUCGAGUUCAUUUACAUAGCCGGCGUUUGGGGAGACAUCGACUCGAUGUCGGAAGCCUCAUACUUGCUCUUCACGCAGGCCUCAGUUUGCUAUAAAGUCGCCGUGUUCAUUGCACACAAAAGUAACCUGGCCGUGCUGAUCGAAUAUAUGAGAAUGGAGAACUUCGCGCCAAAAACGCGGCAGCACGCGGAGAUACUUGAAAGACUGUCACGAAAAAUCAAAAGGCUGUGCAUGUUUUUCUUGAUUAGCGCGCUUACAACGUGCACGUUGUGGGCGCUAAUGCCGCUGCUGGAUAAUGCUGAGGAUAGAUUCUUCCCGUUCAGGAUUUGGAUGCCCAUCGGACCAGAGAAAUCGCCGCAAUUCGAAAUUGGCUACUUGUAUCAGAUGGCUAGCAUCUACAUCAGUGCCUUCCUGUUCUUCGCCGUGGACAGCGUAACCCUCGGAAUGAUCAUGUUUGGUUGUGCUCAACUCGAGAUCAUUAUCAAUAAGCUAGAGGCGGUGCAAACUGUGCCAUUAUCAUCUGAGUUGAGGGAUGAAGAAAGGAUUUCAAGAACUUUAACCAAUAACAAAAUACUGGUCGAGUGUAUUACGCAACAUCAAACUGUUAUCAGAUUUAUAGAAGUAGUCGAAAAUACAUAUCACGCUAACAUAUUUUUCCAAUUGAGCGGUACGGUGGCUAUCAUCUGCAUAAUUGGUCUACGCAUAACAAUGUCUGAACCAAGCAGCGUGCAGUUCUACUCAAUGCUUAUCUACAUGGUGACCAUGCUCUCGCAGCUCUUCUUGUACUGCUGGUGUGGAAACGAGCUGACCGCAAGCAGUCAAAAACUAAGGGACUUUUUAUACCAAUGUCCGUGGUAUGAACAGGAUAAAACAUUUAAGAAGAUGCUUCUCAUAACAAUGGAAUGCAUGAAGAAACCGAUUAUAUUCAAAGCUGGUCAUUACAUUCCCCUGUCCCGACCAACCUUUGUAUCGAUUUUACGAUCAUCGUAUUCAUACUUCGCUGUCUUAAAUCAGGCACACACC